Molecule: messenger RNA, 1895 nt
Organism: Cheilinus undulatus (humphead wrasse)
Lineage: Eukaryota; Metazoa; Chordata; Actinopteri; Labriformes; Labridae
Gene: hlx1
Product: H2.0-like homeo box 1 (Drosophila)
Exons: 4
Coding region: 214-1383 (389 amino acids)
Biological process (GO): regulation of DNA-templated transcription
Molecular function (GO): DNA-binding transcription factor activity, RNA polymerase II-specific; sequence-specific DNA binding
Source: RefSeq, a predicted model, not a curated record
CAUUGGCUCAGAGAGCGACCAAUCAGUGUCAGCAGAGGAACUUGUGAGAGGAGCAGCACAGUUUGGAUAUCAGAGUUGAGAGAGCGAUUUUGGCACAAAGAGGACACUCUGUCUGUUUCUCAGAGACUAUCUCGAACUUCUUUUCUUCGUAUACAUGUCUGUGCGCUUUAACUCUCAGCUGAGGAUCAAGAAGUCGCACUAGAGGCAGCGGGGAUGUACACGGCCGGGCUCAACCCGUUUUACGCAUCAAACUUCAGCCUGUGGUCUGCGUACUGCGCGGGGGGCUUCGCUGUGGACUCCGUGAAGAAACCGUCGUUUUGCAUCGCGGACAUUUUGCAAGCUGGAGAUGCGGAGAACAUCCCGGGAUCCUCUGCUCUCAUGGUGCACAUGGGACACCACCACAACCACCACCCUCACCGGCAGCAGCAGCAGGGUCACUCCGGCAGCUCUCCUCUGCGCCCAAAUCCAGUCGCUCCAGAGGCGUCAGCUUACGGCGCGAGGGGGAAUCCGGCUUCCCCUUACCACAGACAUGGACUACAGCUGACAUCAGUGUCCAGGACUGCUUUUAACUCCCAGCAGGGACCCCCGCCUUCCAGCAAAGACCUCAAAUUUGGAAUUGAUCGGAUAUUGUCGACGGAUUUUGACGCAAAAGGCAAAGAAAAGUCGUCCUUAAGAGAUCUCACAUCCAUCGUUAGCUCGAACCGUCAGUCAGGCCUCCACCUCCCCGUUCAGCCUCCGUCCAGCCAGUACUUCUCCUCCAUGGAGGCCGCCGGGAUGAGCGACGCGUCCUCCAUGCUGAGCUCUCUAAGCGGCGGCUGCAGCGGCAGGCAAACAGGCCAGCAUCAGUUUCAGGACUCCUUCCCAGGUCCAUACGCCGUCCUCACCAAAGACACCAUGCCGCAGACGUACAAGAGGAAGAGGUCGUGGUCCAGGGCUGUGUUUUCAAACCUGCAGAGAAAAGGAUUAGAGAAGAGGUUUGAGAUUCAGAAGUAUGUCACCAAGCCGGAUAGAAAACAGCUGGCUGCCAUGCUCGGGCUCACAGACGCUCAGGUAAAGGUGUGGUUUCAGAACAGACGCAUGAAGUGGAGACACUCCAAAGAGGCUCAGGCCCAAAAGGACAAAGACAAGGAGCAGACCGACAAAAGCGCCUCCGAGCCCGGCAGCAGGGAGCCCCAGGAGCCCACCGAGUCCGAGUGCGAGUGUGAGAGCGAGGGCAGGAGCGAGUGCGAGUCGGACGAGGCCGCGGAGGACAACUCAGACGGACACUUGGACGUUUCCGAGCUCAAUAAAACCAGCGUGAUCAUGAGCGGGAGUGCACCGGGGAGCAGCGCGGAGGGAGCAGCCACAGUCACAGACACAGCGGCCUCUCAGAUACUCAUAUGAAGGACGAUUUAUUUCAUGAACUUUGGGGUUGAAUAUUUUGAUAGUGAGACUGCAGUGAUGCUAUAAAGCAUCUGUGGCAGCAGUGACAUUUCGAGAACACAAAUAUUUGCAACGCAAACUCAGGCCUGUUUUAAAUCUUUGGAAAACAAGCAAUUUGAUCCCUACGCCACAUUAUUAUGAAAAAUAGUCCCUGUUAGUAUUCGUUUUUUUUUCAUCACAAUUCAACACAGUCUCUGUUGAAAUAAAACACAGAAAGCCCUUUAAGUUUAAAAACAGGAUUUCCCGCCAGCUCACAAGUCUCCUGACGUUCUUUUCCCGUUGCGUGUCCUCGCGUGCGUCACGUUCUUCUCAUCUGAAGGAAAUGCGGUUGUGAAUUUUAUUUUGAAGGUUAUGAACCACUCGAUUUAUGUGUCAAUGUAUUUCAUAUUUGACAGGAUAUAUAAUUGUGGUAUUUUGUUAAUAAAAAUUUGCACUGAAAAUAUUGUAAAUAAAAAGUUUCUUUCUUAAAAAUA